Apaloderma vittatum (bar-tailed trogon) is the source of this 1763-nucleotide messenger RNA. Its product is annotated as dihydropyrimidinase-related protein 3. The record is from RefSeq and is a predicted model, not a curated record. The annotation marks the transcript as partial. Gene Ontology annotation, biological process: actin crosslink formation. The transcript is spliced from 9 exons. Gene Ontology annotation, cellular component: cytosol; cytoplasm. Gene Ontology annotation, molecular function: hydrolase activity, acting on carbon-nitrogen (but not peptide) bonds, in cyclic amides. Lineage: Eukaryota; Metazoa; Chordata; Aves; Trogoniformes; Trogonidae.
CUGUAUGAGAUAUUCAGCUGCCUGGCAGAGCUGGGUGCCAUAGCUCAAGUUCAUGCUGAAAACGGGGAUAUAAUUGCACAGGAACAAGCCAGGAUGUUGGAGAUGGGAAUAACCGGCCCUGAGGGCCACGUGCUGAGCAGACCUGAGGAGCUGGAAGCAGAAGCUGUCUUCCGGGCCAUCACUAUUGCCAGCCAGACCAACUGUCCUCUCUACGUGACUAAAGUGAUGAGCAAAAGCGCUGCUGACCUCAUCUCACAAGCCAGAAAAAAAGGCAAUGUGGUGUUUGGUGAGCCGAUCACGGCCAGUCUUGGGACUGACGGGACGCACUACUGGAGUAAGAACUGGGCCAAGGCUGCAGCAUUUGUGGUCUCUCCGCCUCUGAGCCCAGACCCAACAACUCCUGACUACAUCAACUCCCUCCUGGCCAGUGGUGAUCUGCAGGUUUCGGGGAGCGCCCACUGUCCGUUCAGCACGGCACAGAAAGCAAUUGGAAAAGACAAUUUCACAGCGAUCCCAGAAGGGACCAACGGCAUAGAGGAGCGAAUGUCUAUCAUCUGGGACAAGGCAGUGGCCACGGGAAAGAUGGAUGAAAACCAGUUUGUGGCUGUGACAAGCACUAAUGCUGCAAAAAUCUUCAACCUGUACCCACGGAAAGGAAGAAUAGCGGUGGGCUCCGACAGCGAUCUGGUGAUAUGGGAUCCUGAUGCAGUGAAGAUCGUCACAGCAAAAACCCAUCAGUCUGCAGCUGAAUACAACAUCUUUGAAGGGAUGGAGCUACGUGGUGCCCCACUGGUUGUCAUAUGCCAGGGGAAGAUCAUGCUGGAGGAUGGCAACCUGCACGUGACCCAGGGGACUGGCCGCUUCCUGCCCAGCAGCCCUUUCCCUGAUUAUGUCUACAAGCGCAUCAAAGCCAGGAGGAAGAUGGCGGAGAUGCAUGCUGUGCCCCGAGGCAUGUAUGACGGACCCGUGUUUGACCUGACCACCACUCCCAAGGGGGGCACCCCUGCGGGGUCAACUAGGGGUUCCCCCACACGGCAGACACCCCCUGUCAGGAACCUCCAUCAGUCUGGAUUCAGCCUGUCAGGUACCCAGGUUGACGAAGGUGUUCGCUCAGCGAGCAAGCGCAUCGUUGCACCCCCGGGAGGCCGCUCCAACAUAACCUCCCUGAGUUAAAUGUCCCUGCCGAGAAGGAAACAAAGUCCCUGUUCAAGCGAAGGAAGAAAAUGGUACAUUGGUGUCUAAGAAGGAAAAGCAAAUAAACCUGUUCUGAAGAAUCGAUAAGCCUCAAGCCUUAUGUUUCACAAAUGCUACUUGCUACCUAGCUUUAAAGAUAUUGCUUCCUUUUGUUUUAUGCCUAGCCUUAAAAUUCUGUUGUUGUUGUUGUGCGUUUGGUCGGGUUGUGUUUUCACUCUUCCUUUCUGUAUGCAUGCCGCUCGGACAGGUUGCUCGGUUCAGUGUGGUGUUCGUGUUGAACGCGUGUGGGAUGCUGUGGUGUGGGACAGCGAGAUCAGCCGGCGUAGGUGACCUGGCCAGGCAGACCAAGUGGCAGGGGCCAGCUGGAGGCGCGGCGUGGGACAAGGGGGCAGGUUCACAGGAGCUGGUGGGGUCAGGUGGGUCUGUGUCAUGUUCAUGUCCUUCGUCUCCACCCAACGGUUGUUGGCGUUACACCACGAUGCCUGUGGGGGAGCCCAAAUCAUCUCUGUAACAGCUGUCACAGCACCUCGUAUAAGGAGUUUUACUACUUUGUACACUUUAUUAAAAAA